AUGGAUGUGAGGAACAUUGGUGUGGUUGUGGAAGAGGUGGAUGCAGCUAGAACUGCACUACAAUGGGCACUUCACAACAUCAUUCGAUGUGGUGACACAGUCACCCUCAUCCAUGUCUACCCUUUAACAAAAUCCAAAACCAAAAAAAAAGCUCGUCUUCUUCGCCUCAAGGGCUUCCACUUAGCCCUUUCCUUCCAAGAAAUCUGCAACAACUUCUCCAACACAAAGGUUGAGAUUGUUGUCACCGAAGAGGACCUAGAAGGAAUGAAAAUUGUGGCCAUGGUGCGAGAGAUUGGAGUUUCAAUGCUAGUUGUUGGACUCCAUGAUCAUAGUUUUCUUUACAACUUCACAAUGGCCCAUAAAAGUAUAGAUAGCAACUUCAACUGCAGAGUGUUUGCCAUCAAGCAGCCUCCUUCAUCCCAGCUGAGUCCCAUGCCUUCUGCAUUAGGAGUCUUAGACAGUUCAACUAACAUGGACUUUUCACAUAUAGAAAUUUCUGGAGCACAUGAUCCUGAUACCCCUCCACCAAAAGUGAAAUACCGGAUUUGCCCUGACCCUACUGCAAUUAUUUGGAGAAUAAGAAGGUCAAGGAGAAGGUGA
Gastrolobium bilobum is the source of this 600-nucleotide messenger RNA. RefSeq lists its product as uncharacterized. The transcript has 4 exons. The record is from RefSeq and is a predicted model, not a curated record. NCBI's taxonomy places the organism in Eukaryota, Viridiplantae, Streptophyta, Magnoliopsida, Fabales, Fabaceae. Bases 1 to 600 code for a protein of 199 amino acids.